This is a messenger RNA of Prunus armeniaca (apricot), 288 nucleotides long. The record is from the annotation of a GenBank genome assembly. Lineage: Eukaryota; Viridiplantae; Streptophyta; Magnoliopsida; Rosales; Rosaceae.
AUGGCGGACAGAGCCGCACUUAUCAAUCACGCGGCGGACGAUAGACGGAGAUAUGGAAUGGGCAGCGGAGAUUUGAGAGAAGUCGUGCGAGAGAGCUGGGAUUGUGAAGCUAGGGUUCGGGGGAAUAACUUGGGGAUAGGGGCAGUUUGGGAAUUAUCAUCUGGGGUGUUGUCCUCUUGGAGAUGUAGUUCUGAAGCUGAAGAGGAAGAGUACGGUUUGAGAAUAUGUGGAGAGAUAGGAGAGAGAAGGUGCCGGAAAUGCAGCUUUGAUUUGGUUAAGGCCAUAUAG